Molecule: messenger RNA, 3056 nt
Organism: Coregonus clupeaformis (lake whitefish)
Lineage: Eukaryota; Metazoa; Chordata; Actinopteri; Salmoniformes; Salmonidae
Product: grainyhead-like protein 1 homolog
Exons: 15
Coding region: 116-1960 (614 amino acids)
Biological process (GO): regulation of transcription by RNA polymerase II
Cellular component (GO): nucleus
Molecular function (GO): DNA-binding transcription activator activity, RNA polymerase II-specific; RNA polymerase II cis-regulatory region sequence-specific DNA binding
Source: RefSeq, a predicted model, not a curated record
CUGGAGGACAAGGUUGACAUAAGUUUACCUACCAGCAUUUCGUGUGUUUUUUUUUUAAUAGUGGACGGAUCGGAAUUCACCGUUCCAACUAGAAAGUCCAGUCCGACAGCGCGAAAUGACACAGGAGCUUGUAAAAAAGAGGGGUGUUCUGGUGUUCCAGAAUGAGCCAUCGUACAGCGGUGGUCAGCGGCAGGCACUCAUGGAGGAUGACGAAGAGUGGAGGACCUUCCUAGAGAACCCCCUGACCGCCGCCUCCAAGGCCAUGAUGGACAUCAACGGAGAUGAGGACAGCGCCAAUGCUCCCCUCUAUAACUACUAUAAGGUGCCACGAGACAAGAGAACGACUGGACAGCCCAAAACAGAAGUGAUUGUGGGCGAUGCUGAUCCAAACAAAAUGAACUUCAUGGUGCCACUCCAAGACUCUCCCCUGGCCAUGACAACUCUGAGGACCGUCCCUCGCAACACCGCGGCCCAGGGCAGCAGCCAACCCAGCCGGAGGGACAAGACCCGGGCUCUCUACCCAGCCUCAAACUCCAUAGUCUGCCUCUCCACCACCUCCACCUCCAGCCCUCCCCCCUACUCCUUCAGCCCAGAGGGGACCCUGGCCCUGCACUCUUUCCCCGUUUGCUCCCCCCCUGGUUCCCAGAGUUCCCAGUCGGAUGGCAUGGCCUUCAGUCGCCAGCUCAACCACAGCCAGUACAGCCCCAGAGCCCAGAGCCUCACCCCCGACUCCACCUACACAGAGUCCUACAAGGACAGCUCCAAUGAGGUCUUCCCUCUCUCUGAGGAGGUCCAGCUACGUAUGGCCUCCAUCCCUCCCGGUGGAUACCCUUACUACAGAUCCACAGUAAGUCAACACUUUGAGUACAUUUUGGAGGCUCCCCAGUCCCUCUGGCCCAAGAGCAGCAGCGGCCAGAUGAGCUACCUGAACAAGUGCCAGUUCUACCCCAUCACCCUGAGAGCACUAGGGGGCACCCCGGUCCCACCCCACCUCAGUGGAGAAGUCCGGAGUGUGGUGAUGCUGGUGUUUGGAGAGGAGAAGCUCACAGAGGACCAGCUCAAAAACUGGAAGUACUGGCACAGCAGACAGCACACAGCCAAGCAGCGUUGCAUUGAUAUUGCUGACUACAAAGAGAGAUUCAAUACGAUCGCCAAUAUUGAGGAGAUCGCCUACAAUGGCAUCUCUUUCACAUGGGACACUAAGGACGAGCCACGGGUGUUUGUGUCGGUGAACUGUCUAAGUACAGACUUCUCCCCUCAGAAGGGAGUGAGGGGCCUUCCUCUCAACCUCCAGAUUGACACCUACAGCUUUGGGAGCCAUGGUCACAAGCUAGUACACAGAGCCUACUGCCAGAUUAAGGUGUUCUGUGACAAAGGUGCCGAGAGGAAGAUCCGAGAUGAGGAAAGGAAGCAUCCUCGCAGGAAGGGAAAGAGACAGGAGACAACCGCAGCAUAUGUGGAAGACCCUCUACAGCUGAAGCAUGUGGCCAUAACAUCGUUCAAAGCCAUGAGUGACAUGGACUCCCAGCCGGUUCUCUUCAUCCCAGAGGUCCACUUCCCCAGCACCCAGCACCACCAUGCAUGCCUAUCAGAUGACGGUGAGGAUAGCUUGGGGCAGAAGAGGCUACUCUACUAUGAUGAGGACUUUGAGUUGGCUCCUCAUAAGAGAGCCAGGGGGGACGGGCCAGAGAAAGUGCUGCUUUAUGUCCGUAAGGAGACAGAGGAGGUGUUUGAUGCUCUGAUGCUGAGGACGCCCACUCUGGCAGGACUACUGGAGGCUGUAACUGAUAAAUACGAGCUGCCGCUUGAGAAAAUGGGGAAAGUCUACAAGAGGUGCAAAAAAGGGAUCCUAGUCCAUAUGGACGACAACAUCAUCAAGCAUUACUCCAACGAGGAUGCCUUCCAGAUCAACAUGCAAGAGGUGGGGGGGAAGAUGCUGCUGACGCUGACUGAGAUCUGAGCCCGGACAAGGGAAGUAUUCGUCAGGACAAACAACAUUUUGCAACGGAAAACAAAAAUGAGCUUUUCUUAUUGGAGCAGUCCCAAGUUAUUAGAUCUCUGGUUUUAGUGUUUUUUUAUUCUGUUUUUCAGUCCUUUUUCUACUUAGUGAAUAGUAUGAACACGACCCUGGUCAGGAGGAGUGGAGUCUGUUGUUAUUGGCCUCCAGGUUGAGACCCUUGGAGGUGACACACAUGUUGACCCCCGGCAGCCGAGGAGGGGCCCACAACAGUAGGAUUAGUCACGUGUUUACACAACUGUAACAUACUUCUACAAGGAAAACAAGAUAUUUUCAUGAGUUCUGCAUUUCUGCUGCGCCAGUGCCUAUGAGGCCAUUUCUGGUGUGGUUGGUUGCGCAACAUGGCUACCUUGCUCGCUGGCAAGAAAAAUACAUUUAAGUAUUUUCACGCAAAAUGUGACUGAUUGAUUGAUUCACAAGCAGCGGAGUGGAGUCACACCGUACUGCUGGGGCUUUUUGGCAAUCACUGUAGCUAUGGUACAAGAUGAAACUAUGAUGAGGACCAUUUGGAAACAAUAUUGUGUAACGGCCAAUUAUAUUUUCCUACUUUUUAGACGGUUUUUCUAAUGUGUAGUUUUUGAUCAACUACUUUUUGGUGGAUAUAUACAGGCAAGACAGCAGAGUUGACUUCAGAAUGCCAGUGAACGUAUGAAAGUAUUAUGUAUUAUUUUAAAGUAUAUUUGGAAGAUAUGUAAAACAUGAUGCGGUGACUGGCUAUUUCUGCCAGUACUUACUUUUAUAUUUAUUUUUCAGAACUCUUGACGUGAUGAUUACAUUUUUUGUAAGUUUACAUCAUGAAAAAAGUUAUAUAGUAAUUCAAUAAUAUAGCUAUGUAUUUAUAUUUGCAUUUUUUAAAUGUUGUGCCAAGUAUGUUGUGUGUGUCUGAAUCUAGAUUUAUAGAUGGCAACACCAUUUUUUGUGAUGACAGAAUGUGAGUCUUUUUUUGCAACAGGAAAUGAGGGUUGGGGGUCAGGAAGUGUGUGUUAAUUUGGAGUCAGUCCUGUCAGCAGAUGCUUACCCAUAGUGGUUAUUAAAUUUG